AUGACGUCAGAACUUUUUGAAAAAUGGCUUCAUGAUUGGGAUCGUGAUUUGGUCAAGAAGAAGAAAAACAUUCUAAUGCUGAUUGAUAAUUGCUCGGCGCAUCCAAAUGUUACUGAUUUAAAGUCUAUAACACUUGCUUUCCUUCCGCCGAAUACAACAUCAGUACUACAGCCAACGGAUCAGGGAAUAAUACGAUCACUCAAAACGAAUUUUAGGAAGAACCUUGUGCUCAAAAUGUUUAACUGUCUUGAGGCUAAUGAAAAUAACUCUUCUACAAAAAAUAACGGUGCUAGAAGCAAUUCUGAUGGAUUCAUUGAAAGUCACGACGGUUUACCUAUUCAAAUAUCAGAACAUGAAUUCGAUGAAGAAGAUGACAUUCCUUUAUCUUUGUGGUCACGAAACCUAAAUUCAGAUUCUUUAACAGCACCGGAAAUGUGGGAAGAUUAUGUUGACGUCUAUAGCGCUACCACCGAUGAAAAUAUCGUACAGAACAUUAGUGCUAAGAAACAACUCGAAAGUGAUGGGGAAGAGGAAGUCGAGGAAGAACCAUUACCUACCGCAGAAGAGGCAUUAAAAGCUGCAGAAUUAUUAUCACGAUUUGUUCACAGCAAUAUUGAAAAUGAUAAUUUGACCAUAGCUAUGUCUUCUAUACACAAUAGAUUCAUUGAAAGUCACGACGGUUUACCUAUUCAAAUAUCAGAACAUGAAUUCGAUGAAGAAGAUGACAUUCCUUUAUCUUUGUGGUCACGAAACCUAAAUUCAGAUUCUUUAACAGCACCGGAAAUGUGGGAAGAUUAUGUUGACGUCUAUAGCGCUACCACCGAUGAAAAUAUCGUACAGAACAUUAGUGCUAAGAAACAACUCGAAAGUGAUGGGGAAGAGGAAGUCGAGGAAGAACCAUUAAAAUUAGACUUUACGUACGCAGACAAACGACCGGCAGAUUCAGAUAAGGUUACUGGACCAAAGAUGCAACGCAUUGAUACCUUAAAUCAAGAAAAGAUUAGUGAGGCAACUUAUAAUCAGGAAGCCAAAGAUGACGCUGAAGAUCUCGAGGAGGAGCAAUUGAAUUUUUUAGGGGGAAGUCCCUACUCCCGCGGAUUGAGCGAGGAGUAG
Molecule: messenger RNA, 1113 nt
Organism: Bactrocera neohumeralis
Lineage: Eukaryota; Metazoa; Arthropoda; Insecta; Diptera; Tephritidae
Product: tigger transposable element-derived protein 6-like
Exons: 4
Coding region: 1-1113 (370 amino acids)
Molecular function (GO): nucleic acid binding
Source: RefSeq, a predicted model, not a curated record